This is a messenger RNA of Uranotaenia lowii, 1814 nucleotides long. RefSeq names its product alkaline phosphatase-like. Gene Ontology annotation, molecular function: alkaline phosphatase activity. NCBI's taxonomy places the organism in Eukaryota, Metazoa, Arthropoda, Insecta, Diptera, Culicidae. The record is from RefSeq and is a predicted model, not a curated record. The coding region runs from base 60 to 1649 and encodes 529 amino acids. The transcript is spliced from 3 exons. Gene Ontology annotation, biological process: dephosphorylation.
AGGCGACCCAGUCGUCAAUGGUAUCCGGACCGUUUCGGUGACACCAGCUUUUAAGCAGAAUGAGGUGCCUUGCGCUAAGUUUGGUUACUUUGCUGGGGUUGGCUGCUGCGGGGUUAGCGAUUCCACUGGAAAAAGAAGUGGAACGACCCGAUAGCUGGUACCAUCCCGAUUUUCCCGAGGAUCGGGAACUGCGGAAGAUCAACUCUCGAAAUGCUGACGAUAAGCGAACCAUUGAUUAUUGGGUGAAGAAUGCCCGGGCUACGGUGGAUCAGAUAGUGAAGCGGCAGGUCAACAAGAAGACUGCCAAGAACGUGAUUAUGUUCCUGGGAGAUGGAAUGUCCAUUUCGACUGUGGCGAUGGCUCGAGUUUAUGCCGGAGGUGAGGAACAGCAGUUGGCCUUUGAGAAGUUCCCGCACAUAGGGAUGUCGAAGACGUACUGCGUCGACUACCAGGUGGCAGAUUCGGCCUGUACGGCUACGGCCUAUUUGACUGGAGUUAAAGGUAACUAUGAGACCAUUGGGGUUAACGCAAAGGUCCCUAGUUAUGAUUGUGAAGCUGCGCUAGAUACAAGCACCCAUACGCAUUCGAUUGCCAAAUGGGCAAUGGAUGCUGGUAAGGACGCUGGAUUGGUCACGACGACCCGAGUGACUCAUGCUUCACCGGCCGGAGUUUAUGCUCACACAGCUAAUCGGGAUUGGGAAGAUGAUUACUACGUAUCCGUCGAUGGUUGUGAUGCAGUAAAGGUUGAUGACAUCGCCGAACAGCUGAUCCACGGAGAAGUUGGAAAGCGGCUUAAGGUUAUCAUGGGAGGAGGUCGUCGGGAGUUCCAUGAUCGUUCCAUGCCCGAUGCAGAGUAUGGUUCAAAUGGGUAUCGACGUGACGGAAAGGACUUGAUCCAGGAAUGGUUGGAUCUCCAGGAAGAUGGAGAAACACGCAACUACGUUUGGAACAAGACGGAGCUGAUGGCAGUUGAUCCGAAGAAGGUCGACAAACUUCUGGCUCUGUUUGAGCCAUCUCACUGUGCUUACAACUUGGAUCGAGUUCACCAGCAAAUGCCGGAAGAACCAACACUGGCCGAGAUGGUUGACAUCGCAACGGACAUUCUCGCCAAGAACGACAAAGGAUUCUUCCUUUUCGUUGAAGGUGGUCGUAUCGAUCACGGACAUCACGACAACCGAGCCAAGUACGCCGUCGAUGAAACCGUCCAAUUCUCCGAAGCCAUCGAACUUGCUAGGGCGAAGUUCAGUGAAGAUGAUACCCUCAUUGUUGUCACCUCAGAUCAUUCUCACAGUGUCAGCUUCUCAGGUUAUCCGAACCGCGGAAACAACAUCUUCGGAACGGCUGGAACUGCCAGUGACAAUCUACCCUACAUGACCAUCAGCUACGGCAAUGGACCCGGAUUCUCCAGCCACGUUGACACCGAGAAGGGAACUCGUCGAGACGUUCGGACAAUGGACACCAGUCCAGACAACUUCCGAUUCCCGGCCACACUCCCGGUCGAUUCGGAAACGCACGGAGGAGAAGAUGUGGCGGUGUAUGCUUCCGGACCGUGGUCUCACCUGUUCACCGGAACCUACGAGCAGAACACCAUUCCCCAUAUGAUGGCUUACGCGGCCUGUAUUGGAGCCGGCGCAAAGGCUUGUCCAUAACUUCUGAUUCGAACAAAAAAGUAGUCUCUAAGAAUUGUUAUUUUGAUCUGUUUGUGUGCGAUUAUAAAUGCGUGUGAUAAGAAGAGAUAUUUGUUUCGAUUUUAAAACAAUACAGCAAAACGAGAUGGUUGGCUUGUGCCGUUGAUUUAUUUUGUUUGAUAAAAA